Molecule: messenger RNA, 1554 nt
Organism: Trichoderma virens Gv29-8
Lineage: Eukaryota; Fungi; Ascomycota; Sordariomycetes; Hypocreales; Hypocreaceae
Exons: 2
Coding region: 1-1554 (517 amino acids)
Source: RefSeq, a predicted model, not a curated record
AUGAUGCCGCUAUUUGAUAUUGCUUACCUUCUGCAGCAAGACAGACGGGCAGCCGCUGUGCAUGAACCGCCUGUCUCAUCAUCUGCUCAUCGGCCUUCAAACACACGAUCUAUGGGUCAACAGUCAAACGACGCUCGUGAGCAGUACUACCAGCUACACCGAGAACCUCUCGAGAAGCCAUGGUAUUACCGGAAACGAAUGCUACCAUUUGCAAUCGUCAUGACAGUAUUCUCCACGGUCCUAAGCUGUGUGGUGUUGGCGGUGACAUUGACCCGAAAGUCCAUCUUCAUGAUGAAGUCACACCCCAAGGAGACGAUAACACAGUCCGUGAUGACCAUGACCACAUAUUCUACAGUUCAAACCAGCAUUCCGCAAGAUAGUUUGACUUUCAUAACAGCAUCGAGCAAUUCUUCUUUGUCAUUGACCACAAUGGUGAGCGAGCUGCCGUCCAUGACUGCCCUAACAACUGCGACACCGCCCUCUCCAAUCCCGGCAGCCCCAAUCCUCUCAUCAUCAAAUCUUGCUUCGGUUUUUAUUGACCGCCGCAAUAGCAAUAACUACUGGGAGGUUCUUCUCUGGCAAGAUGGAGCAGGAUCUCUAUCCUAUAUGGAUAGGGAUUCUGAGCGGAAGGGCCUUGGACGGGUUCAGACCCUGCUCGAAAACAUACCCAAGGCGAAAAGUGGAACUCCUAUGGCAGCUGUGGCGGAUGAUGCCGGCAUCGCGCAUUUAUUUUAUCUCGAUGAGGAUGAUAUUGUGUCUCAUGCAUUUAUGAAUCCUGGUGGCCGUUGGAAACGCGGAGGUCUGUCCACCGGUAGCAAACGCACGGCCGCGCAUAGACAGUCAAUGCUCUCAGCGGCGUUCCAUCAAGGUGAACAUGACACUAAUGUGGUGGUACUGUCGUACCAAGAUCCAGACGGCAAUUUACAGCUCGCAAUGUCGGAAGACGCCAAGAAAAAUGACUGGUAUACCGUCAAUUUCAGCUCUUUUACUGGACGCCACGGCAUUGGAGAUUGGGACGGGAUUGGCCAUGCCGUCGCAGGUGAUUGGCAGAACAAGAAACAGGAUCCUGAUGGAUCGUUUAAUGGACUUUUGAUGGCUGUGGAACAAGAGGGAGGAGUUACGCCGUGGGAGUGCUCGGUCGACUUUCAUGCAUCUUCAAAAAAGCAGGUCGAGUGUCAUGUAUUAGACGGAGCGUUCCUAGAUUCUAACGGAGAAGGGAUAUCUCCAUCUUCUCGAAACAGCCGAUUUGCGUGGAUUCGCACCGGCCAUGGCCAGAGCAAAGCACCAGCGGAGACGCUCCCAUAUGAGUUCGCUUUCCUGUAUCUAGAUUCGAAAGGAAGCAUUGAGGAGAGCCGUGUGGGAGUUGAUGUACCGAGAAUUCCAGGCGAAGGGUUCCAUGGGGAUAUGGUUUUUGAUAGUCUUGCGACGAAUGGCAAUAAGACGGUGUAUGCGAAAUCUGGCGACAAUGUUGUGGUGUUUAGGCUAGAUGCCGAUGGAUGGCAGUGGAAGGUCGAUGGAAUUGUCAACAUGACUAUUUCUGAGACUGAUUCGUAG